CCUGCGCGGCGAGCCCAGCCGCAGUUCCCCGCCGGAGGCUGGGACGCGCGGAGACUGAGGUGUCCGGCAGAGCGCGAUGGCCUCGUGGGGCGAGCGGCUGGCGGGCGUGCGCGGGGUGCUGCUCGACAUCUCGGGCGUGCUGUACGAUGGCAGUGAGGACGGCGGCGUGCCGAUCCCUGGCUCCGUGGAGGCGGUAGCGAGACUGAAGCAGUCACAGCUGAAGGUGAGGUUCUGCACCAACGAAUCGCAGAAGUCCCGGGGAGACCUGGUGUUGCUGCUUCGGCGCCACGGCUUCGACAUCUCCGAGAGCGACGUGACUGCCCCCGCCCCAGCCGCCUCUCUGAUCCUGAAGGAGCGAGGCCUGCGGCCACACCUGCUUGUCCAGGAUGGAGUCCUCUCAGAAUUUGAUCAGAUUGACACCUCCAACCCCAACUGCGUGGUCAUUGCAGAUGCUGGAGAAAGCUUUUCUUACCAAAACAUGAAUAAGGCUUUCCGGGUGCUCAUGGAGCUGGAAAGUCCUGUGCUCAUCUCUCUGGGAAAAGGACGCUACUACAAGGAGAACUCGGGCCUGAUGCUGGACGUUGGUGCCUACAUGAAGGCGCUCGAGUACGCCUGUGGAAUCGAGGCCGAAGUGGUGGGGAAACCUUCUCCUGAGUAUUUCCAGUCGGCCCUGAAGGAGAUGGGGGUGGAAGCCCACGAGGCCAUCAUGAUCGGAGACGAUAUCGUGGGAGAUGUUGGUGGUGCCCAGCGGUGCGGAAUGAGGGCCCUGCAGGUGCGGACAGGAAAGUUCAGGCCCAGUGAUGAGCGGCAUCCGGACGUGAAGGCUGAUGGAUACGUGGACAACCUGGCAGAGGCCGUGGACCUGCUUCUGCAGCACGCGGACAAGUGACGAGCCUCAUAGGGCGGCCCCCGCCUGGCGCCACCCCUCCCCUGGGCCCCAGGGUGCAGGCCAGGCUUGCUUCCCCCAGCCUUCCGUGGAGCUGUUCCUCCAGGGAUGGCCUGCUGCCCCAGCCACCCCCCAACCCGGUGAAGUCAGACAGUGGGACAGACCCGUCUGGGUGUCUCCAGACAAGGAGAACCCUUGUCUCUGGGAACGCUCUCUAGCCGCACCCAGUCGUAUGAGUGUCCCAGCUGACUGGCCUGAGGGACCUUGACUCCCUGGCCCUCUGUCACACGUUCUGUGCAUUUGAUGGAGGGGCCUGGAGAAGGCGGAGGCUUCCUGCACCGUCCAUGCAGCCUGGGGCUGAAGCAGCCUCCCUGGGAUGGCCCAGCAUCCCCCGCCGGCCUCCUUGCCCCCAGCCUGAGUCCGAGUGGCCCCUUGGCACCCCUUCCCCCUCCUACCCCAAAAGGCACCUUGGAGCCCAAGGCUAGGGCAGCUCCCCGGGGACCCUGAAGACUGCCGUCCUACAAUCAAGAACUAACCUUGUGGGUCAAGGCUGUGGGCCCAGAGGGUGGUCCAGGGCCCUAACUCAGUAGACGUGAAUGUCUUGCCCAGCGUCUGCCGGGGCAGCUACUGGUUAAAUAAAUAAACUGUCCUGACCUGACUCGGUCUCUGACUCAGUUUGACACCCAGAGGGCCCGAGGAGGGGUGGGGGGUGCCCGGCCCUGGCCUGGUGCUGCCGCAAGCUUGAGCUCGAGCAGCCAGAGGCCCAGGGCCCCAGACACCCGCGCCACCCCGUCCCCUCCAGGAGGACGGAGGCCCAGAAGGGACAGCAGGCGGCCCCACGGGGGACAAGCAGAGCAGGGCGCAUGUUGGCCAGCUCUCACGGGCCGUCCUGCGGAGGGGGGUGGUAAGCCACAGGCUUCCAGAAUUCACUCAGAGCCGGGUUUCAGGUUUCAGAAUCCGUCAGCUGAACAGAUCACUUGAUGGCUGUUUCUCCUCAAAUCAAUCCAGAAGUCCCUGAUGAGUCUUGGGCAACGACUGCACGUGAAAGAGGUUGUGGGUCCGUAACGGGGUUUCCGCUCUGCGGAGCACGAGAUGAAAGGCUGGACCCCAAGCUCUGAGUCGCCCUGGCAAGGGAGCCUAAGGCCCGCGGGGGGCUGUGCUGUCCCCAGGCGGGCUGGCCACCAUUAAAUCAGGAUUAAGAGGAA
Mustela erminea (ermine) is the source of this 2091-nucleotide messenger RNA. It is a transcript of the gene LHPP, whose product is annotated as phospholysine phosphohistidine inorganic pyrophosphate phosphatase. Gene Ontology annotation, cellular component: cytosol. The record is from RefSeq and is a predicted model, not a curated record. Bases 77 to 889 code for a protein of 270 amino acids. Gene Ontology annotation, molecular function: inorganic diphosphate phosphatase activity; phosphatase activity. Gene Ontology annotation, biological process: dephosphorylation. NCBI's taxonomy places the organism in Eukaryota, Metazoa, Chordata, Mammalia, Carnivora, Mustelidae. The transcript is spliced from 7 exons.